AUGGUGGAGGACGAGGGCCCUCUGCCUCCCACUGUGAGCCUAGGGCUUCACUUCCUUCCAGAUGUACAGGCUGAGACAACAGAAGACAGUGUCUUGCUGAUACAUACCCUCUUGGCAGCAACCAAGGACCCUCUGGCCAUGGACCCACCAGUUGCCAACCAGCCGAAGAAAAGCAAGACCAAGAAGGCCCCUAUUAAGGCUAUUACUAAGACUGACCCUCCAGUUCCAUCUGCCAGUGUGAUUCCCACCACCAAGUUUAAAGUAACUUUUCCAGCUUUAAAUCUGCCAAUCAUUCUCCAGAUCAACCAGGCUUCAGCUACCACUGAGGUAGCCAAUACUCAGGCUUCUUCAUUCACUGCUUAGCCUAAGAAAUCUAACACAAAAAAAGUUACUGCUAAGGCAACCCAAUGUUCCCAAUUUCCAAUUGACAGUGAGAGUGUCACUACACAGAUCAAGUUACCCUUGCAGACCCUAAACCUGCUAGUCGUUCUUCAGACUACCCAGGCUCCAAUUGCCAAUGAGUCAGCCAAUUCUCAAGCUUUGUUAGGCCCCACCACACCUAAGGAAGUUUCCAGGGCUAAGAAGGCUGAUAAUAAGGUCAUAGCUAGUGCCACUGAUAUCUCACUGGCUCCAUCCACUAUUUACACAGCUACCACCCACAGCCAAAUUGCCUCCAUCCGAACUAAGAAAGGCUCUAAAGCCAAGAAGGCAAUUAUUGUUAAGGGCACAAAUACUGAUACUGAGCUCCCAGAGGCCUCAGAUGCCACUGAGAUAGCUACCAGGCAGACUGAGGCCUCAGCAGCAGCUAUCUGGCCCCCAAAAUCCAAGGGCAAGAAAGUUGUCUACGAAGGCCCAAAAUCUGCCUGUGAGAUCUCUGAGGCCCUACCUGCCAGUCAAAUGGUCACAAACCAACCCCUAGCAGCCACCCUCUGGGUCAAGAGAGGGUACAGGGGUCAGAAGGUUGACACUAAGACCCAAACAACCGAAAGCCAGACUCAAGUUGACCAAGGGAUCCAGGCCAAGAUGGAUACCUCUCAGACCCACAUAAGUUCUCUUGAGACUCAGGUUGCUGCUUCUGUCCAGGCCCUGGCAGAUGACUACCUGGCUCAGUUUAGUUUGGAGCCCACAACUAGGACCCAGGGAAAGAGGAACCAAAAGUCCAAGAAUCUGAACAAGGAUGAGAGAGGUGAUGGUAAUUAUAGGUGGAUCCCAUGGAGCCAGAGGCCUCUGCUAUCCCGAGAUGUGGCCAUUUUGCAAGAAAGGGCAAAUAAGUUGGUGAAAUGCCUGUUGAUUAAGGACCAAAGCUCCCUUCCUGCAGACAUGCUGAAGGAUGUCAUCCAAGAAUAUGAUGAAUAUUUCUCAGAGAUCAUUGAACAAACAAGCUAUGCUCUGGAGAAGAUGUUUUGAGUCAAUCUGAAGGAAAUUGAUAGUAGCUUGUAUAGUCUCAUUAGCAUUCAGGAAUCCUCUACAGGCAUACUGAGAAUGACCAAGGGCACACCCAAACUAGAUCUUCUCAUGAUGAUUCUGAGUGUCAUUUUUAUCAAUGGCAACAAGGCCAAUGAGGCUGUCAUCUGGGAGGUGCUGCGCAAGUUGGGGCUGUGCCCUGGGUACCUGGAAUACAAGAGGGUCCCCAACAGCAGACCACCUGAAUAUGAGUUCUUCUGGGGCUUGCGCUCCUACCAUGAGACUAGCAAGAUGAAAGUUCUCAAGUUUGCCUGCAAGGUGCAAAAGAAAGACCCCAAGGACUGGGCCAUGCAGUACCAGGAAGCAGUGGAGAUGCAAGUCCAAGCUGCAGCUGUGGCUAUAGCUGAGGCUGAGGCCAGAGCUGAGGCAAAAGCCCAAAUGGCGAUUGGAGAGGAAGCUAUGGCUGGGCCCUGGAAUUGGGAUGACAUGGAUAUCGACUGUCUAACAAAGGAAGAGUUAGGAGAUGAUGCUCAGGCCUGGAACAGAUUUUCACUUGAAAUUGAGGCCAGAGCCCAAGAAAAUGCAAACGCCAGUGCCAGCAUAGACUUCAGCAGAGAAGCUAGCACCAGGGCUAGCUAUAGCGAUGGUUCUAGUAUUAGCUUCAGUGGUGUACCCAGCCCUGGUAAUGUCUUUGGUGGCAGAGCUGGUAUUAGCUUUGGUGGCACAUGCAGCACCAGUGCUAGCUUCAGCAGUGUAGCCAGCAUUUGCUUUGACGGCACACCCAGCACUUGCUCCACUUUUAGUGGUGGAGCCAAUAGCUUUGGUGGUACAGCCAACACCAGCUCUAGUUUCAGCAGUGAAGCCAGUAUUAGCUUUGGUGGCACACUUUGCACCAGUGCCAACUUCAGUGGUGGGGUCAGCUGUAGUUUCAGUGACCUGCUCAACACCAGUACCAGUUUCAAUGGUGGAGCCAGCUCUGGCUUUGGAGGCACACUCAGUACCACUUCUGGUUUCAGUGAUGCACUCAUUACGAGCACCAACCUUGGCAGUACACUUGGCCCCAGUGCAGUCUUUAGUGGUGUACUUAGCACCAGCACUCGCCUAGGUGGCACACUCAGCACUAGUGGCUACUUUGGUGGUUUUCUCAGUUCUAGCCAGUUUGGUGGCACACUUAGUACCAGUAUCUGCUUUGGUGGCUCUUCUAGCACCAGUACUGGUUUUGAUGGUGUACUCAGUACCAAGGUCUCCUUUAGCAGCUCUUUCAACAGUUGCACCAACUUUGGUGAUACACUCAGCACCAGUCUUGGCUUUGGAGGCACACACAGCACCAGUGCUGGUUUUAGCAGUGCUGUCAGAAUUAGCACUGGCUUCAGCAGUGUUCAGUUCAGUUCAGUCGCUCAGUCGUGUCCGACUCUUUGCGACCCCAUGAAUCACAGCAUGCCAGGCCUCCCUGUCCAUCACCAACUCCCAGACUUUACCCAAACUCAUGUCCAUCGAGUCAGCAGUAAGGAAGUCUUUAUUGAUCAGGGAAUAGGAAUUAAGAAGGAACAAGUUUCAUCUUGA
Bubalus bubalis (water buffalo) is the source of this 2967-nucleotide messenger RNA. It is a transcript of the gene TRO, whose product is annotated as trophinin. Gene Ontology annotation, biological process: negative regulation of transcription by RNA polymerase II. NCBI's taxonomy places the organism in Eukaryota, Metazoa, Chordata, Mammalia, Artiodactyla, Bovidae. The record is from RefSeq and is a predicted model, not a curated record. Gene Ontology annotation, cellular component: nucleus.